Aspergillus ochraceoroseus IBT 24754 is the source of this 1840-nucleotide messenger RNA. Its product is annotated as chlorohydrolase family protein. Gene Ontology annotation, molecular function: zinc ion binding; guanine deaminase activity. The record is from RefSeq and is a predicted model, not a curated record. The coding region runs from base 96 to 1721 and encodes 541 amino acids. The transcript is spliced from 3 exons. Gene Ontology annotation, cellular component: cytosol. Gene Ontology annotation, biological process: guanine catabolic process. NCBI's taxonomy places the organism in Eukaryota, Fungi, Ascomycota, Eurotiomycetes, Eurotiales, Aspergillaceae.
UGCUGCUGGGAUUCUCCCAUCCGCAGGUCUAGAAUUGAUAGAGUCUGCUCUAGAUGUUGAAGACGCCAUUGUCGUAAGCAAGAUCAGAGGUGCAAAUGGCUCCCACAAUCACGUUCUUUUAUGGGACGUUUGUCCAUCUGCCCCGGACCAAGUCUGGCGGUAAGCAUGAGCUGGAGAUUCGUCAUGGCGCGCUCUGGGUGUCGUCGGCUACGGGCCGAAUCCAGGGCUGCGAUUGGAGCGUGUCCGGUGAAGAACAGCUGCAGGCACUGAUUCAGAGUCAGGGCUGCGUUCUGGGUGCUGGUGGGGGAUCCUGCGAAGGUCGCGUUGCGAUUUUUCGAGCUCGAGAGGAGCAGAAUGAGUUUUUCUUUCCUGGUUUUAUUGAUACACAUAUCCAUGCACCGCAAUAUCCCAACUCGGGCCUUUUUGGCUCCUCUACUCUCCUGGACUGGCUCUCAACGUACACCUUCCCCCUGGAAAGCUCGUUCGGGGACGACUCCCUGACCAAAGCCCACGCCAUCUACAACCAAGUCAUCUCCCGCACGCUCGCCAACGGCACCACCUGCGCUUCCUACUUUGCAACCAUCCAUGUCCCCGCCACCAACCUCCUCGCGACUCUAUGCCACCGCCGCGGCCAACGCGCCCUCAUCGGCCGCGUCUGCAUGGACAACCCGGACUUCUGCCCAGAUUACUACCGCGACCGUUCCGCGGAGGCCAGUCUCGCCUCAACCAAGGAGACAAUCACACACAUCCAUGCGCUCGACCCCAGCGCGAAGCUCAUCCACCCCAUCAUCACGCCGCGGUUCGCCCCGACUUGUUCCCGCGCCGCGCUCGCCUCCCUCGGUGCCCUCGCAGCCUCGCACUCCCCGCCGCUGCACAUCCAAACCCACAUCUCCGAAAACAAAGACGAGGUCGCGCUCGUCCACACGCUCUUCCCGGAAUCCACCUCGUACGCGGACGUAUACGACCACCACGGCCUGCUCACCCCGCGCACGAUCCUCGCCCACGCCGUGCACUUGACCCCGGAGGAAAAAGCCCUCAUCGGCACCCGGCACGCGAAGGUCUCCCACUGUCCGGCGUCCAACUCCGCCCUGGGCUCGGGUCUCUGUCCCGUUCGUUCGUUGCUCGAUGCCGGCAUCACGGUUGGAUUAGGCACCGAUGUCAGCGGCGGGUAUAGUCCUAGUAUCCUUGAAGCUGUCCGGCAGGCCUGUCUUGUCUCUCGGCUUUUACGUCACUCUGCCGCCCCGGAAGCGGAGUCAACCGCCAACGAUAAUAGAAACGUGCUCAGGGUCGAAGAAGUCCUGUACCUGGCCACCCGCGGCGGCGCGGCCGUCGUCUCCAUGCCCGACGACCUGGGCGGCUUCGACCCGGGAAUGUUCUUUGACGCGCAGCUGAUUCGACUCGGUUCUGUGGAGUCUGCGGAGCGACAGCCUGCGGGCUCCUCCUGCUUGCCGAAUGAAACGGUCGUGGACGUGUUCGGGUUCGAAUCGUGGACGGAGAAGAUCCACAAGUGGGUGUGGACGGGGGAUGAUCGCAAUGUGAGACGGGUCUGGGUGAGCGGGAGACCAGUGCAUUCAUUGGAGGAUGGUCCUGCAGACGAGAAGAAAGGGCUUGGGUUUGCUCAGGACUGGUGGCCUUGGAAGUGGGCGGUUGGGCUUGGGCUUGGGCUUGGAGUUGGAGCUGUGGCGGUUGUUUCGGGAGUGAUGAAGAGAGGUAGAUUUUGAUUUUUUUCAUUUCUUUAUCUUUAGAUUUUCUGCUUGACAUGGUAGAUUGUAAAAUGCCACUGACGUUACUCCGUCCCGGAUGGAUCAUUCAGGAUGUACUCCCUCCAAUCCGCGUGCGG